UUGGAGGUCUAGUAAGCCGUACACAUUAAGCACAGUAUAUAAUUCUAAGGCCUGGGGAAGUGAAAGUUCAAGCUUUUCUGUUCCAUAUUUGUUUACAUGUCCCAAUGCACCAUUUUCCUUCUCUGCCAUAUUACCUCCAAUGCCAUGGCCGAGGAGGAUCAAAAUCAGAGAGCAACAAAGACAUGGAUUAUGGUUUAUCAUAUUUUAAAUGAAAAGUCUGUUACUACUACAUAUAUAUAUAUACUAUAAAAAUAUAUAGUACAACUGGGAUUUCUACUAAACUAUAUAUUUUGUGUUUCUCUUUGCCAUCUCAGACUGUUCAAUCUUGUUGGCCUCAUUGCACAAACAAAUCCAUCUCUGGAAUUGGUCCAGGGAUUUUUUUUUUUUUUUUGGAGUGUUUUUUAGGUUUGUGUUCUCUCUAUCAGUCUGAGAACUCAUUACUUCACUCAGAUAAGCAUGUGCACUGCUACUGAAUCUCAAGAAAUCGUAAAUGAUGAACCUUUGGUUUCCAAGGAGUCCAAGGAGAGAGGAAGAGGUUGUAAUGAAGAUGCAAUGAGAGCUCAUAGAAGUGAUGGCAGAUUUCUCACUAGCCUUCUCAGACGACUCCUACCACUAAGUGCUGCUUUCCGAACCCUGCCACUCUCAGAGAUGGGAGAAGAGGUACAAGCAUUGUGCAAGAUUGCGGGGCCCAUAGUGAUGACAGGCUUGCUGUUAUAUUCAAGGUCCGUUAUUUCCAUGCUCUUCUUGGGUCGUCUUGGAAAAUCAGAACUAGCUGGGGGCUCACUAGCAAUUGGGUUUGGAAAUAUCACAGGACUCUCAAUCCUCAGAGGCCUAUCCACAGGAAUGGAACCAAUUUGUUGCCAAGCCUUUGGAGCCAAGAGAUGGUCAGUUCUCAGCCAAACCUUUCAGAAAACAUUGUGUCUACUCCUACUUGUUUCUAUAUUAAUCUCAUUCUUAUGGCUAAACGUGGAGCCCUUAUUUGGAUGGUUGGGCCAGGACCCAGAGAUCACAAGAGUUGCUAAAGUUUACUUGGCUUUCUCAAUUCCUGAAUUGAUAGCCCAAGCCCAUCUAUACCCACUAAGGAUUUUCUUAAGGACCCAAGGCAUAACCACCCCACUAACGAUAGCUGCAACUUUUGCAGCCAUUCUACACGUGCCCAUUAUCUAUUUUCUUCAAGCUUACUUGAAAUUAGGGGUGGAAGGUAUUGCAUUGGCUACUGCUUUUAAUACUGCAAACUUAAAUGUGGGCUUGAUAAUAUAUAUGCUUGUAUCAAACAAACCAAUAAAGCCUUGGCAAGGUGCUACAAUUCUCUCAGCCUUUCAAGGCUGGGGACCAUUGCUAAGUUUAGCACUUCCUAGUACUGUUUCAGUGUGCUUGGAGUGGUGGUGGUAUGAAAUAAUGUUAUUUCUUUGUGGAUUAUUGACUAAUCCAGAAGCUAGUUUGGCUGCUAUGGGAAUACUUAUUCAAACAACAGGCUUUCUCUAUGUGUUUCCAAUUUCUAUAAGUUGUGGCAUAACAACCAGAGUUGGACAUGCUUUGGGGGCUGGUCAACCUUCACGUGCACAAUGGACAUCUAUUAUUGGACUUACUGUGGCAUUUGCUUUUGGAUUCUCAGCCUUAAUUUUCUUGUCAGUUGUGAAGACAGUGUGGGGGAAGUUGUUCACUGAUGAGUCACAGAUUCUUGAUUUGGUUUCAGCUGCACUUCCUUUAGUGGGGUUAUGUGAACUUGCAAACUCUCCACAAACAGCUUCUUGUGGGGUCUUAACUGGGACAGCAAGGCCUAAACUUGGUGCAAGGAUUAAUUUGUGUGCAUUUUAUAUCAUUGGAUUGCCUGUGGCUAUUCUCACUACUUUUGUGUUCAAGGUUGGCUUGCAAGGCCUAUGGUUUGGGAUGCUUGCAGCACAGUUUUCAUGUCUGUGUAUGAUGGGGUAUGCAUUGAUUCACACAGAUUGGAAGCACCAAACUAAAAGGGCUGAGGAGCUAACUCUUUCUGUGGGAGAGAAGUCAGAGAGAGAUGAUUUGGAAUGUGGCCUGAUUACAACUGAUCUCUAGGUGCUAAACAUAUGAACUCAUUUUUUGGCAAGAGUUUCAAGGAUAUAUCUUUUUGCAGAUUUUCUCAGGAGUUUGGACCUGCAAUCAACUGAAAUCAUCAAUAUAUAACGAUACAUAACCGAGUACAAAUUAAAUAAACCUUGGUGGAGAAACUCAGGGCUACAUACAUUCUCAACAUUGAAAAGAAACCAAAACUGUAUCCGUCAGUUGUGGAUCAUCAGAUGCAUGGUUGAUUCUUUUCUUUGUCUGGGAACCACAUUCUUUCACUUCAUGAGUUCUCUUUGCGCAUCUUUGUAUGCAGGGUUGAAGCCAGCAAAAGAUAUAUUAACACUCACACACAUGCACAUUCUUUGAUUUUUUGUUCUUUUUGGUCAGUUAAUUUAUUUCACUAAAUAGUUUGUUGCACAUUUUGCUUCAUAGAAAAAUAUUAAUCUAAAAUAAAAUUCAACAAUGUUGCUGUAUUAGCCAAUGAGACACAUUUAAUCAUCUAUAGGAGAAAAUAAUA
This is a messenger RNA of Quercus robur (English oak), 2557 nucleotides long. Its product is annotated as protein DETOXIFICATION 53. Gene Ontology annotation, molecular function: xenobiotic transmembrane transporter activity; antiporter activity. Gene Ontology annotation, biological process: xenobiotic detoxification by transmembrane export across the plasma membrane. The transcript is spliced from 2 exons. The record is from RefSeq and is a predicted model, not a curated record. The coding region runs from base 457 to 2052 and encodes 531 amino acids. Lineage: Eukaryota; Viridiplantae; Streptophyta; Magnoliopsida; Fagales; Fagaceae. Gene Ontology annotation, cellular component: membrane.